Arabidopsis thaliana (thale cress) is the source of this 1265-nucleotide messenger RNA. RefSeq names its product HR-like lesion-inducing protein-like protein. The record is from RefSeq and is marked reviewed. The transcript has 5 exons. NCBI's taxonomy places the organism in Eukaryota, Viridiplantae, Streptophyta, Magnoliopsida, Brassicales, Brassicaceae. Bases 326 to 835 code for a protein of 169 amino acids.
AUGAAUCUCACCUUCUCUAAGAUAAAAAAUACAUUUAAAUCAUUUCAUAAUGACCCAAGUUUAAGUCUUUUGUUUAAAUCAAUUGGUGCGAACAAGCCGGGUCUGCGUGAAUGAUGAUGGUCUUUGUUUAUUACGACCGAAAUGACUAAAUCAAACUUCUUCUUCUUCAAUGGAUGUUUCUUUUUUAUCCAUCUCAAGACAUAUUCUUUCUAUUUAUUUACUUCUUAUGCAACCAGAUUCAUCAAAGCUUUAAUCAUAUCACUUUCUUGAUCGUUCGUUCAUAGUUUGCUUCCGGAACAAAAAACAUUGACAUUAAGAUCACAAUAUGAAGAUGUCAAUUAGCAAGGUCAAGAGCAUGUUCUGCACAACCUUAACAAAGUCAAUGCCAGCCAUUGCCUUCUUUGGGAGAAUGGCAUUUUCCUUUGUCUUUUUCAUUACUGCAAUCCAAGAUUAUGCUGAUCAUUAUGGCGGUGGAGCUGGCGGGCCACUCGAGAAGACGAUGGGACCAGCCGUGAACAUGUUGAGCAAAUAUGGUUCUAAGGCUCUCACAUUUUACUUUGGAAUGCAAGUGGUCGCAUUCGAUGUUCGACUUAUUGAGUUCGCACUCAUAAGUGCAAAGGCAACCGCAGCUUUAUGGUUCAUCUUUGGACAAUCCAUCCCAGCUUACUUCUUGCUCGCAACGCAAAUAUUCUCAACUGUCAUUCCUUUCCCUACCAACUUGAAUGACUUCACUCAGAACUUGACGUUAAUCGGGGCGUUGCUAUAUUACAUUGGAUUGAAGCAUACUGUCGACAACCUCGAUGAUGAAGAGAAGAACAAGCAGACCGAAGGAUGAUAAGGCCUCAACUUCCAAAGCCAAAGUAAAAGCAAACUGAAAGUGACAACUUCACAAACUCUAUUGCUUUAUUUCGAUGGUUCCCAUUAUGUCUUUUCCUUUUAUUUUUCUUUUAUCAGACGACUAUUUGACCUUAUGGUUUAGUAAGUGAUAUCACAUUCCAUCCAAUGUGUUUGUUUGCUGUUAUGCUUGCAGUGUAUUGUUCACCAAUGGACUACAGUUCAAGUACACAAAGAAAGUGACAUAAAGAACAAUAAUAACUACCAAAUUCUAAAAAACCAAAUUUGUUACAAAAGACUUUGUGCCGAAAAUCUUCGCUUACUUUUUUUUUUUAUAGUCUUUUUCUGAUUUGUUGUCAAUUACAAAAAUAGAACAAGAACCUCCAGAUCAUUAGAUGCAAAAGCAUACUAUAAAAUUUUGUUUUAUGAAA